CAAAGGGGAAUUCACACCGGUCCACUCCGUCCUCCUCUUUAUUAACAGACAUGUCCAGGUUUUCUCCUCUUUAUCUUGGUACCUUACCCUUACUGGCUGACAUUAAUGAGCAGAACAUAGCCUUUGUCAUCUGUGCCUCAGAAAAUAAGCCCUCCAGUCUGCAUAUCCUGAAAGAACUUCUCAUAAAGACUCUUUUUUCACUGGCCAGCAAAUCAUUGGACUCCAUGUUCAACAUUGUCAGCUGUACCAGCAAGGUGUUAAAAUGGCAGACUGGACUGGUGAAAUGUUCCCUUCCCAACAUCACUAAAGCAGCAGCCUGGAUCCGAGCCCUUCAGGUCAAGAAUGCGGACGGGACCUUGAGUGCUGUGGCAGAAGCAAUGGAGGAUCCCACCUGCCAAGCAGUGUAUCUGUUUACCAGUGGGCUGCCUGAACAUGCUGUGGAGGAACUCUAUAGACACCUUCAGGAGACACAACAAGCAUUCCCAGUGCAUGUUGUAUACUUGCCAAGAAGUGGAGAGGAAAGUCAGAGCAGCUUUCAAAGAAUAUUGGAGAAAGCAGCUAAUAUGUCUGGAGGUUCCUUCCAAGCAAUACGUCUCAACUCUGGAGAGUCUUCAGAUGAGGAUAAUCCUGGCUGCACUACCAGCAUUCAGCAUUCAGAUUGUGUGAGCAAGCAGUGCUGUUCCCCUCUGCUGACAGGCCAUCACUCAGUACAAUUUCCCUUGAGUAUAUGGAAUCCAGAUUCCUUUAACACAUUUCUGAGAAGCUCAGUAAAGAAGGAUUUAGCAGACUCAUCCCCAAAGAUUCACAGUUUGCUAAGGGGGAUCCGAGUCCUGGCUAGGAAAGAGACGGAUGGGUAUUACUACCUAGGUCAUAUUGUUCAAGAGGUGAAGGGCUCCAGGGACUGUGUUCUAAUUGAGUUUGAAAAAUCCCAGCGAUCACGGAAAGGCAAGGCUCAGUUUCUAAUGCAAGAAACCCCCCUCUAUGAUGUCAUUCAUUAUGAGGAUGCCAGGUGGCAGCCACUGACUCCAGGGGAUGGGAUCCUGGCCCCAUGGGAGAAGAAAGGUGAACGAUACGGCCCAGGAACUGUCCUCCAGGUUGCAGAGACCGAGGUGCUGCAUUCAGCCUUUAAAAACAGCUGGGUGCUGGUUAAUUUUUGGAAUGGCCAGACUAAGAAGGUAUCUGCAGAUGUUGCUGUGAGGAUCCCUCCUUCUUUAAGUGAACGCAUCAUCCUUGAGGUUCAGAUGCCAUUAGCAGCCAGGCAGAUGCUAGUGGAGCAGAAUCCAGAUUAUCCCUAUGUUGUCCCUCCUGGCUACAGAGCAUCCGGGCCUUGCAAAAAGAAUCACUUGCACUGGCAUGAUGUUUCAGCAGUAUGGAGUAGAGACACCAGCUACACCUGUACCCACCUCCCCUGCUGCUAUUUUGGCUCCUCUUCGUGGGAGCCUACUAAGUCUCCACUGUGUACAAUGCAGCCAGAUGAUGCCUUGAUCCCAGGAACCAAUCUGACAAAGGAAGAACUGAACAAGAAGAUAGAAGAGCAGCUUUCAAAGGGCAGACUGCCCAUUUCAGAAAAUGAUGAGAAUGAGAUGAGAGAGUGGCAAGAGAACAGCAAGCUAAAGCAAGGAAAAAACUUCACAGACCCACAGUCUGGUGCAGAGACAGACAGCAGAGUUACAGAACCCAACAAGGUCCAGCAGGGAGUGUUGGCUUCAGAAGAUCCAAGGGAACGCAGAGGAACCAUGGUUGAUGCAGCUGUCAACAGACGCAAAUACAUAAUUCCACAAAAACAGAGAGCCCAACCUUUCCAAAGGAGUCAUCCUCAAAUAACACGUAUUGCAGAUGUUUCUCAAGCCAAGACUACAUUCAGCAGGGUGGACCGAGUCCCAACGAAAGACCAUUCCGCUGUUGGAUCGGCUUUGCACAUCAGGAGGAACUACAGUGCACCAUCAGUGCAGCAAUUACUGGUCAAAGGGGCACUGCAUGAUGGUCCGAGAGAGAUAGACAUCAACACAGCCAGGACAGAGUUCAAACGUCAGAAGUGGGAGCAGAGACGGCUUAAGGAAGAUCAACGGCAGCAAGAGGAACACCUCAAAAGAGAGCUUCUGCUUGCCAACAAGAGGCAGAGAUCACUCCAAAGAACCUUGCAAGGUUUGCAAAAGCAGCAGGAGAACAGUGUCAAGAAUGGGCUGCCCAGGGAGCAACUCCAGUCUGCAAGAGCAGAGAGGAGGAGGCAGGAGUCCUGCUUGUGGGAUGAAGAACGGAACAAGGAGAGUCAGAAGAUAGAGUUCUUAAGGGCACAGCAUAAGCAGAGGGAGAAGCAGCUGACUGAACACAACCAAACAAUUGAAGACCGUGAAAAAAGGAGGCUGGAACUUCUCAGGAACAGACAGCAAUCUAUGCAAAAGAACUUGGAAGCUGCACUCCAGGAGCAGGACAUUCAGAUGAAGGAGAAGGAGACUGCCAAGCGGCAAGUGUUCCAGAAGUGGGAGAGGAUGUCUCAACAGGUAGAAAAGGAGAAACAGAAACACAAAGACCUCCAGCAGUAUCUCCAAGAGCAGAAUCUUUUAACACUUCGUGCCUCCCUUCUGUCCUAA
Varanus komodoensis (Komodo dragon) is the source of this 2591-nucleotide messenger RNA. RefSeq lists its product as uncharacterized. The record is from RefSeq and is a predicted model, not a curated record. The transcript is spliced from 12 exons. Lineage: Eukaryota; Metazoa; Chordata; Lepidosauria; Squamata; Varanidae. Bases 51 to 2591 code for a protein of 846 amino acids.